AUGGAUUUGGGAUGUGGUGGUAGUAGAGAUGGUGAUGGUGGUGGACCUUGUGGUGCGUGCAAGUUUCUAAGAAGAAAGUGUGUGAAAGGUUGUUGCAUAUUUGCACCAUACUUUGAGUCAUCAGGUCAAGGAAGUGCUCAUUUUGCUGCUAUUCACAAAGUGUUUGGUGCUAGCAAUGCAUCUAAGCUACUCACACGCAUUCCAGUUCAUAAACGUCUUGAUGCUGUUGUUACUCUCUGCUAUGAGGCUCUUGCUAGGGCUACUGACCCUGUGUAUGGUUGUGUUGCUCACAUCUUUUCUCUUCAACAACAGGUUGUGGAGUUGCAAGCUGAGUUAGCCUAUGUUCAAGCUCGUCUUUCCAUAUUGAAUCGCAUCUCCGAAGAUCCUCAGUUUCAACAGCCUCAAAGCACUUCAAUGUACUUUGAUCACCCCCCUCUUCAACAUGAUCAAUAUCAUCCAACACCUUUUGAAUUAAGCAACAUUGGCAAUCCAUCAUACUAUUCCUAUCAUCAAGAGCUCCAUGACCAGGAGCUUCAAGAUUUGCCUUGA
Messenger RNA from Vicia villosa (hairy vetch), 549 nucleotides. Its product is annotated as LOB domain-containing protein 19-like. NCBI's taxonomy places the organism in Eukaryota, Viridiplantae, Streptophyta, Magnoliopsida, Fabales, Fabaceae. The coding region runs from base 1 to 549 and encodes 182 amino acids. The record is from RefSeq and is a predicted model, not a curated record. Gene Ontology annotation, biological process: hormone-mediated signaling pathway; positive regulation of DNA-templated transcription. The transcript has 2 exons. Gene Ontology annotation, cellular component: nucleus.